Fusarium fujikuroi IMI 58289 is the source of this 876-nucleotide messenger RNA. RefSeq lists its product as uncharacterized. NCBI's taxonomy places the organism in Eukaryota, Fungi, Ascomycota, Sordariomycetes, Hypocreales, Nectriaceae. The record is from RefSeq and is a predicted model, not a curated record. The transcript is spliced from 4 exons. Bases 1 to 876 code for a protein of 291 amino acids.
AUGGGUGGAAAGACUUGGUCUAUAGACGAAGAACGAAUGCUCUGGGAAGUCGUUGUCCCUCGCUCAGUAGCUGCUGCUAACCCAGUUGAUCGACGUAUGAGCUGGGAGCAAUGCGCGAAAUAUAUGAACGACAAUGCUGGUGACAUCGCUCAACGCAACUAUACUAAGAACAUGUUAUACGAGCAUCACUACCAGAACAUUGUCAAGGGCGGUUCUUCCCCGAAUGCUGGUCCAUUUGUCGAACGGCAUCUACGCUUGAUCGAAUGGUACAAGAACCAUAGAUCGCCUCCACCGGCUAGCCCCCCUCCAGUUCCACGAACCCCUCAAAACCCUGAACUUACUGCCCUUUUGAGCCAGCAGUCGAAGCCAAAGAGACGACGGGGCAAGAAUGCAGCCAAGACCCGACUCGUGGAGAAUCGAAAUGCACUGCCCACUAUCGAUGAGGAUGGACCUGGACCUGGACCUGGGCUUGAACGGAGUGGCUCAGGCACACCCAACGUCCCAUAUGUUCGUUCAUACGCUCCGUACGAAGGGGCCCAGCAGCAGUCUUUUGAAGAAAACCAGUCACCCCCAGUUGACCCGAGGGCGAAGUAUGCACUCGAUUUUCGCCCGCUGCCUAGAACACAGGCCCCCCAGGGACCUCAAGGAACUCAAGGGCCUCAGGGAAGGGGCCUGCCUUCUAUCCGUCAAGCGUUUCCUUUCAUCAACUUUAGGCAGCCUCUGAACUCUGCCCCUUUUGGGGAGACAUCACAUCAGACUGGCAAGCGCGGCUACAGUGGUGGUCAGGACCAGAAUCAGGCCCCUAAGCGACGAAGACUUCCUGAUCACCCUGUCCCCCGUCAAAGCAACUCGCAGCAACCGAGCCAGAGAAAAUAA